UCUAGUUGACCGUAGGACCGUCGGAGAGGUGGUGAAUGGAGGGUGUAUUUUAAACGUUUUUGGUUUUUGUUUUUGCUGCUCCUUGUUCUACUUGUUCCUUACUUUCUUCUGUACCGGCGGUCCCACAACUAAUCACCAUAAAUAGAAACCGUUCCUCUCUCCGUGGGAUCAGCUGGUGGAAGCAGCAUCAAUCCGGAGCCGCCCAGCAAUCACGUACGUCCUCUACCGCUCCCGACGACGUAUCAGACGAACCUUGAACCUUCGACGAAAGAGUGCAAAAGUGUAGCGAAAAGAAUAUUGCUCCUCGACCAGCACCCCGGACAGCGGUAAAGAAUGUCGCUCGCCUCCACAAUUCGCGGCUGUGCUCGCACCGUACUCCUGCGCCAGCAACCCAUUAGGACACUGUCGACGAGCGGUACCCUGUUGCGGGAUGGUUCGGAGUCUUCUUGGCUCAGCAAGCUCCUGGUCCGGAAGAUUGAACCCACCAAGGAAUCACACAGUCGUAUGCUGAGCGACAAGUAUGAUAUCUACGAGCUGCAUACGCACAACGUACGGCCAGAUUCUGUGGGCAAAUACCUCGAGAACUACAAAAAUACGGUACAGAUCGUACAGUCGAAACAAAACCUGUCCAUGGAACUGAUCGGCUCCUGGAACGUGGAAGUCGGUGAUCUGGAUCAGUGUCUGCACCUGUGGCGCUAUACCGGCGGCUUUGAGAUGGUGGAUCAAGCAAAGCGUGAGCUCACCAACGAUAAGUCCUACGUGCAACUGAUGCAGGAACGGGGCACUUUUCUGCGCUCUCGGCACCUUCAAUAUCUACUAGCGUUUAGCUACUGGCCCCAGUUGAAGCUGCGCGAGGGAAAGAACAUCUACGAGAUCCGCUCGUAUCGCCUGAAACCGGGCACGAUGAUCGAGUGGGGUAACAAUUGGGCUCGAGCAAUCAACUAUCGCCAGAACAAUGACGAAGCGUUCGCUGGCUAUUUCUCGCAGAUCGGACGACUGUACAACGUGCAUCACAUUUGGUGUUACAAGGACCUGCAGGGUCGCAAGGAGACACGUGAAUCGGCCUGGCGAUCGCCCGGUUGGGACGAGUGCGUUGCCUACACUGUUCCAUUAAUCCGCGAGAUGCACUGCCGCAUACUAUCCCCGACGGAAUUCUCUCCCACCCAGUAAUGGUUGCGAUUCGUGGUGAUCUUGGGUCAAUUAUUUCACAUCGGAACGGAAUCGCUGGCAUUAAGAUUUUUCCUUAUUUGAUUUUCCAGUUUUUGCUUUGUUUCGUUACAAAACCUAAGUAGUAGUCUGUUGCAUUCUUCCUCUCCCAAAGCAUUUCUGCGGCUUCUGGGAUGCAUUUAAUCACCACCUCAAUGAAUAGGGUCCACAACAGUUCCUUCGGCAGGGUGUGCCGCGAAGUUACCCGUCGUCGGCCGAUGCUCUAUGUUUCGUACAAAUCACACACAACGAAAGGUAUGCCAUGGCAGGAUGGGAUGCGCCGUUGCUAGGGUCCUGAGGAUGAUAGUACCACUACUCUCCCUCCCGCGGGAGGAACCGCUUUAGAUGUUUUAUUUCAAGUAUGAAUGUAAAGUGAUUAUCUAAUAAAAAAAAAAAGGAAAUGGUGCAAUGAAGAACACUAUAGC
This is a messenger RNA of Anopheles aquasalis, 1631 nucleotides long. RefSeq names its product protein nipsnap (gene Nipsnap). The record is from RefSeq and is a predicted model, not a curated record. Gene Ontology annotation, cellular component: mitochondrion. Lineage: Eukaryota; Metazoa; Arthropoda; Insecta; Diptera; Culicidae.